UUAACAAUAAACAAUCAAAAAUAGUUGAAUUAAUGAACGGAAUACCUCAAGGCUCAGUAAUAAGUCUACCAUUGUUCCUUAUAGCAAUCAAUGAUAUCACCCAAGUAAUUAAAAAACCUGGUAAAUGCUUCCCUUUUGCAGACGACUUAACUAUUAUGUUCACAGGUAAAAAAAUAAAACAAACUGAGAAACUAGCACAACAAGCAUUAGACAAUCUAUACAAAUGGCCCUUAACUUCUGGGUUUAAAUUUUCAGAGGAAAAAACCUCAUAUAUGAUCAUAAAUAGACCAUCAUACUCAGGAAUCACACCUUCACUUUAUUUAAACAACCAACAAAUAAACAUGGAACUACAACAGAAAAUCCUAGGAUUAAUCUUCGAUAUAAAAUUGAAUUGGGAACUGCAUAUUAAAAAAGUGAAGGCUAAUUGCCAACAAAGAAUAAAAAUAAUAAAGACACUAGCAUCAAAGUCAUGGGGAGCAAAUUCUGAAAUAAUACUACGAACAUAUAAAGCAAUCAUAAGACCCGUACUUGAUUAUGGUGCACCAAUAUAUGGAUCAGCACCUAAAAGAUUACUAAAAAUCUUAGAUCCAAUACAAACAACCUCACUCAGAUUAUCCUUAGGAGCAUUCAAAACAUCACCCAAUUCGAGUGUUAUUGUAGAAACUGGCGAAAUACCGUUGGAAUACAGAAGAAGACAAUUGUCCUUAGCACUCGCUGCCACGAUAUACUCAAAUCAGAGAAAUCCAUGUUAUGAAACUCUAAUAACCCACAACAAUCAACAAAUAUAUAUAUCUAGGAAUACUCUUCCAAAACCAUUCUCAAUCCGACAAGCUAGAUAUGCAAGUGACUGGAAUCUUACGAUCCCACAAAUAACACAACGACUACCUGCACUAACACCUCCAGGGAAAUUAAAUAAUCCAAACAUUAACUUUGAAUUAAGCAACUUAAACAAAAAAGAGACAUCUGCAAUAAUAUAUCAAUCCAGAUUCAGUGAAAUCGCCAAUAAAUACAGAAAUCAUAAACACAUAUACACGGACGGUUCCAUAAACAAGGAACAAGGUGGAUGUGCAAUAAUAACAGACAACCAAGAACUGACAAAGGAAUUUCAAUUCAAUUUUCACAUGUCAAGCGUACGCAAUCUUACAGGCCUUACGAUACAUAAAAUCCUCAGAACACAAUCUGUCUGUUACAUUUACCGACUCCAAAUCAGUUCUACUUGCUAUGGAAGACCUUACAAGUACAAUAAAAAUAAUUCAAGAUAUCCACGCCGAAUUAACAAAACUUCAAUUAGAAAAAAAUGUUCAACCCGAAUUUAUUUGGAUUCCAUCACACCAAGGAAUCGUAGGCAACGAAAGAGCAGAUGAGGCUGCAAAAAAAGCCAUCACGUUAGAAGAACCAUAUGUCCAAAUAUUACCCACAUUAAAUGAAACCAAAAAUUUAAUAAAAAAAACAGCAAAAGAAAUCUGGAACCAGGAAUGGACCAACAUGCCACCAACGAAGCUACACCAAAUCCGAAAAUCAACUAGCGAUACAACUCCGACCCUAUCAAAUAGAAGACUGCAAGAAGCAAUAACAAGAUUGAGAAUUGGCCACACAAAUCUAACUCAUUGUUAUAAAAUAACAAAAUCACAGCCACCAUCAUGCACCUUUUGUGACGAACCUCUCACAGUUAAGCAUUAAAUUGAAGAAUGUCAAGGAAUACAGCACGAUCUCGUAGAGUCUAAACUUUUAAAUAAUAUGCAAAUGAUUCUCAAUAAUAGAAACGAAUUCCUCAAACUAGUAGAGUUAUUAACUAAAUAUGGAAUAA
Hylaeus anthracinus is the source of this 1807-nucleotide messenger RNA. RefSeq lists its product as uncharacterized. The transcript has a single exon. Bases 33 to 1364 code for a protein of 443 amino acids. The record is from RefSeq and is a predicted model, not a curated record. Lineage: Eukaryota; Metazoa; Arthropoda; Insecta; Hymenoptera; Colletidae.